UGAGGGAGUGAAGAAAUAACUAGGGUUUUGCGUCAGUGUUUCUGCAGUGAGGGGAGGCUAAACAACAGAGGCGUGAAGCGGCAACAAUGAAGACGAUUCUCUCAUCGGAAACGAUGAAUAUUCCCGAUGGCGUGAGCAUCAAGGUUCACGCCAAGGUGAUCGAGGUUGAAGGCCCUCGUGGAAAAUUAGUGCGAGACUUCAAACAUCUCAACCUUGAUUUUCAGCUCAUCACCGACGAGAACGGCAAGAAGAAGCUCAAGAUCGACGCCUGGUUUGGAUCUCGGAAAACCUCCGCCGCCAUUCGCACCGCCCUCAGCCACGUCGACAAUCUCAUCACCGGCGUCACCAAGGGCUACCGCUACAAGAUGAGGUUCGUGUACGCUCACUUCCCCAUCAACGCCAGCAUUGGCAACGACAACAAGUCCAUUGAAAUCCGAAAUUUCCUCGGCGAGAAGAAGGUGAGAAAAGUUGACAUGCUCGAGGGUGUGUCCGUUGUUCGGUCUGAAAAGGUUAAGGAUGAGUUGGUUUUGGAUGGAAACGACAUCGAACUUGUCUCCCGGUCUUGUGCUCUGAUUAACCAGAAAUGUCAUGUUAAGAACAAGGAUAUUCGGAAGUUCCUUGAUGGUAUCUACGUAAGCGAGAAGGGAACCAUAAUAGUAGACGAGUAGACCAUGAGAUCAGCCAUGCUACUAUUUAGUUUGGAAAUCUUUUCUGUUAUCUUUCUUGAGUUUGGAUUUUACAAAUUUUGUGUUGUUAAAAUAUCUUAUUCGAAACUUAUCUUAUGGAAUUUGCCUCAAUUUACUUCUCAGUCUAUAUAGAUUUUGCUUUUGUUAAUGUGUAUUGCGAUGAAUGCUUAUUUAAGCAGUUAAUGCAUUGAAUUCACUA
Messenger RNA from Vigna angularis (adzuki bean), 885 nucleotides. Its product is annotated as 60S ribosomal protein L9. Gene Ontology annotation, molecular function: rRNA binding; structural constituent of ribosome. The transcript has 3 exons. Lineage: Eukaryota; Viridiplantae; Streptophyta; Magnoliopsida; Fabales; Fabaceae. Gene Ontology annotation, biological process: cytoplasmic translation. The coding region runs from base 87 to 668 and encodes 193 amino acids. The record is from RefSeq and is a predicted model, not a curated record. Gene Ontology annotation, cellular component: ribosome; cytosolic large ribosomal subunit.